Messenger RNA from Alosa alosa (allis shad), 1599 nucleotides. RefSeq lists its product as uncharacterized. Bases 39 to 1421 code for a protein of 460 amino acids. The transcript is spliced from 5 exons. The record is from RefSeq and is a predicted model, not a curated record. NCBI's taxonomy places the organism in Eukaryota, Metazoa, Chordata, Actinopteri, Clupeiformes, Clupeidae.
UUCGGGAAUUGAGUUUCACUUUCAUUUCUGAUCUAAAAAUGGGCUUUUCGCUGUCAAAGAAAACAUGGGCUAUACAUUUUUUGUUGUACACAUGUUUAAGUGCGACGUCGUCCGCGCUGUUCGCUCAGAAAAAUGGGAACAUAACUCUUAAGGCGAACAUCAAACAAGGGAUUCAGGAAAUUCUGUGGAAGUUUAAAGGUAACAAAGUAGCCGACUGGGAUGAAGAAUCCGGUGUGAAGGACUACUUGCAAUUCAAAGGAAGAAUAUCUCUCGUUCCAAAAACAGGCGAUCUUACCAUCUUCAGUUUGAAAUCAGAAGACACUGGGUUAUAUGAAGGAGAACUUGUUAUAAAUGAAAAUAUACACACUGUCAAAGACGACUUAAUGAUAAUUGAUCCUGUGUCGAAAUCCAGCAUCACCUGCAAGAUAAAUGAUGAUGGCAACGCAACUUUACUCUGUCAGGCUGAAGGUCCUCAUCUUAGUUACAGUUGGUCUGGUCCUGGCCUUAAAACAGGUUUUAUUGGCCAGAUUGGGCCAAAUAUCUCCAGGGUAGAGAACACAAAUUCAGAUUACUCCUGUGUGGUAAAGAACCCAGUCAGUGAGAUGACUGAGUAUUUCAGAGCUGCUGACUGUUUCGCAGGUCAGGAAGAAAUUGGAGGAGGAUCAUGGUGGUUCCUGCUUUUCCUAUUUUUUGUCAUCCUUGUUGUCAUCCUUGUGAUCAUUUUAUGGAAGAGAUGCUCAAAAGAGAGUAAACAUCCGGCAUGUAAACUACAGGGAAUAGAUGAUGAAGAGGAGAAUGGGCAUAGAGAGACAGAUAACUCUACCUCUCCACCUCUCAAGUCUCCUCUGCCUCUUCCUCUGAAGCCUGUUCUAGUUGAUGAAGAAGCAAAGAUGGAGACUAACAUUACUACAUCUACUCCUCCUCAAGUUAACAAAAAUUGUCUACCUGUUCCUCCCAAACCACAAGUUCCUUCUCCACUCAAGCAGAAUAAUGCUGCACAUUCCGAGGAAUCGUGCAGUGACAUGGCUAAUGAUAUUGAUGAUGGAGAGAAGACAGAGACCUCUCCACUUCUCAAGUCUCCUCCGCCUGUUCCUCCCAAGCCACUCUCAGCAGGCAUCCCUCAGAAUAAUGCCACCAUUUCAGAACAAAAUGGUAAAGAGAGAGGGACCGAAGCAAAGAUGGAGACUAACUUUGCAUCUCCUCAAGAUAAUCCAUCAUAUCGUCCACCUGUUGCUCCAAAACCCCAAGUUCCUCCCUUUUCACCAGGCAGUGGUCCAAAUGAAGAGGAAGGAAUACAAGUGGUGGAGACACAUAUAACCACUCCUGAGACAACUGCACCUACGCCUCCUCCCAAGCCAUCUCGGUUAGACAGCAGUCAGAAUGCAGACGCCAAUCCAGCUGAGGACACCGAUGAAGCAUAGCUGGAUGUAAAAGAGAGAGCUUGAUGAUCUAUACAGUCAUUAUUUUGAGUUUGUGUCAGCUAAACAUGACAACAUUAACAUUGUACAUUCUGUUCUGGCGACAAGUGCUGUCUAGCUAGACAUCCCAAGUCUUCCGAAGUUUUGGGAGUCUCCCACAUAUUGAUAGCGGCUUCCUGAC